ACUGGUAGCUCUAGCAAUAAUAUUAAUAGUAAUAACAAUGGUACUCAGCAUCAAACUAAUCUCAAAUUCAGUAUAGAUAAUAUACUGAAGGCAGAUUUUGGUAGACGGAUAACAGAUCCAAUAUCGUUUAAAAAAUUGCGACCAAAGAAACUCGCGACACGACCUGUUGAUUUGAGCAAAGAUUUUUUAGAAAGUUCACCUGACGGCUCUGAGAGGGGAUCCGAAAAAAGUUCAGAGAGAGGUUCUGAAGUGUCUAUAAGAAAUAUAUCACCUAAUUUACUAGUAUGUAAUCCGGCUUCCAGUGUAACAUCCACGGCAGGCACAGAUUCCUCAAAACUUAUGCAGUGGCCAGCAUGGGUUUAUUGCACGAGAUAUUCCGACAGACCUUCUUCUGGACGAAGUCCACGAACGCGACGUACGAAAGUGAAGGAUGAACUAAUUAGAACAGCUGUACCAGAGGAAAAGCGACCUCGAACAGCUUUCAGUAUAGAACAAUUAGCAAGAUUAAAGCGUGAAUUCGCUGAGAACAAAUACCUGACUGAACAACGUCGUCAGGCUCUUUCAAAAGAGUUAGGUCUCAACGAGGCACAAAUAAAGAUUUGGUUUCAGAACAAAAGGGCAAAGAUCAAGAAAGCAAGUGGCCAGAAGAACCCAUUGGCGUUACAAUUAAUGGCACAGGGCCUUUACAAUCAUUCAACGGUACCGCUAUCGAAGGAUGAGUUGGAACAAGCCGCUGAACUACAAGCGAAUGGAAUAUAAAAAAAAACAGAAAUAUGUAUACUAUGAAGAAAUCAAACAAUUCUAAAAAAUCCUUUAAACUGUCUGACAAACAUCCUUUAAUUUAAAAAUUGGAUUUUACAGAGCUGUAUUUCCGUAAAUACAUCUAGAGAUUGUUUAUUGAUUAACAUUUUUUUUUAAUAUGACAAUAUAAUACAUCUUAAAUGCAAAAUAAAAGAAAUUAUUCGAGCCAAUUCGCCAUUAUCCAUAUACAAAUGGCUAAUUAGUAAUUGAAGACAGGCAAUUGAAUGAUGGAGAAAGAGUUCUUUAUAUAUA
Molecule: messenger RNA, 1053 nt
Organism: Ceratosolen solmsi marchali
Lineage: Eukaryota; Metazoa; Arthropoda; Insecta; Hymenoptera; Agaonidae
Product: homeobox protein E60-like
Exons: 3
Coding region: 340-759 (139 amino acids)
Biological process (GO): regulation of transcription by RNA polymerase II; neuron differentiation; multicellular organism development
Cellular component (GO): nucleus
Molecular function (GO): RNA polymerase II cis-regulatory region sequence-specific DNA binding; DNA-binding transcription factor activity, RNA polymerase II-specific
Source: RefSeq, a predicted model, not a curated record